CGUCUCAAUGUCCUCGAGGCGCGAAAGCAAGUUGCAUAAUUCUGCAAAUGGGAAUGGCAUAUCUCAAAAGGAUAUUUUCGGAUGAGUAUGCGUUGGCAAUGGAUGUCGUUUCGCUCUGUCGAUGUCGUCGGCAUGAUCAGGGACUUCCAAGUGGCUCAUGCCUGAGCUUGGACCAAGAUGGAGGUGAGUGAGUGAGUGAGGCAAGGAGUAAUGGAGCAUGUGAUUGCGCUGCAAGAGCGCGUCGUGGAAAACGAAGCAGCGGCCAGCGGGGCAAAACAAAGACGCUUGGACGCGUGGGGCGAAUCACAUUCACCGAGCCAUCUCCGGAAACCGUCAGGAGUUCAAGGUUCUCACACAUGAUGCCCUCGUGGUAGCGAAAAUAUGGCUGUCAGCCAAAAUCAGUAGUGAUUAGCAGUGAAUGGAGGAUGCAGAGAGGAACGAUGCUCGGGCCCCUCGCUUCGACGGCGACGAUGUCAGUCCCACGACCGAGCGAGAGCUGAGAGGCUGGUAUUGUACUGGUCUUGCAGCAGAAAUAUUCGCCGUCUGUGGCGUGGGCUCCUUUGCUCCAGUCACGCUCGAACAGCUGGCCCGGGAGCGAGGCGUACUGCGAUCGGAUGGAGUGACACCAUGUAUCUCUGCAAAGGCCGGGAGCACAGCAGCGCAUCUUACACGAUUUUUCAUUCGAUCAAUCAGGCGAGACGGCGACAAUGAGAAGCCUCAAUGCAUUGUGAGACCCUUCGGACGAGACAUGGCGACAGCUAGCUUCCCCAUGUACACCUUCUCUGCUGCAGUCCUUAUCCAGGCCCUAGUACUCAUCUCAUUUAGCCCAGUCGCGGACUAUGGAAAGAACAGGAAACAGCUUCUCCUGGCCUUUGCUUUCACCGGAGCCGUCGCAACGAUGAGUCUGGUCCUAGUCUCGCCUUCCGUCUACCUACUUGCAUCCCUUCUAGUGAUCCUAGGCGUGGUCUGCUUGGGCUCGACCUUCGUCUUGCUGAAUGCCUUCUUACCGCUUCUAGCUGCCAAUCAUCUUUCCGUCAAACACAAGCCCGGAGCUACAUUCAUCAACGAUCCUGGCACAUCCCCGGAGCUGCGCCUUUCGACAAAAAUCUCCUCUAAAGGUGGCGGGCUGGGCUACGCUGCAGCCGUCUCUGUGCAGAUCCUGAGCAUCUUUCUACUGGUGAUGCUGAAGAAAGCCAACUUCGCGGCCGAAUCGACACCUCUUCGUUUUGUCCUUUUGGCCGGAGGAAUUUUCUGGUUUGCUCUCACGGUGCCUGGUGUUUACUGGCUGAGAGAUCGGCCAGGACCUCCCCUUCGAGUAGUACAGCCUUGGCGCUCGAAGCUCCCAGCGGCAUUGCAAUAUCUCAUCUUUGCCUGGAGCUCAGUAUGGACGACAGUCAAGACAGCGGCCAAGCUGCGUCAAACCUGGGUCUUCCUGAUCGCAUGGUUCCUGCUGUCUGAUGCCAUCGCCACGAUCUCUGGUACUGCGAUUCUUUUUGCUCGGAUAGAGCUUCACAUGGAUACGAUUGGCAUAGCGCUUCUCUCGAUCACGUCGAUUGGCUCGGGCCUUGCUGGUGCUUUUACUUGGCCACGAAUUUCUGCUCGCUAUGGAUUCCAGACGAAAGAAACGAUUGUGACUUGCAUGUUCAUCAUGGAAAUAAUCCCCUUCUACGGCAUGCUGGGAUUCAUACCAUUCAUCAAGUCGUGGGGCGUGCUCGGUCUGCAGCAAGCAUGGGAGACCUAUCCGCUCGGCUUCAUUCAUGGGUUCGUGAUGGGAGGCCUUACGUCAUACUGUCGAGCUUUUUACGGAGAGAUCAUCCCGCCGGGUUCGGAGGCUGCGUUUUACGCCCUGUAUGCCAUUACUGACAAAGGAAGUUCAGCAGUGGGACCUGCUGUCGUUGGAAUGAUCGUGGAUACUGUUGGAACAAUACGGCCAGCUUUUGUCUUUCUAGCGGUCUUGAUUGCUCUGCCAAUCCCAUUGGUCUACAUCAUUGAUGUCAGGAAAGGCGCAGAGGAGGCGAAAGCGCUGUCCAAGCAUCUAGGCCACUUACCUGGCCAAGAAAUCGUUAUGGAAGAUCAUGAUGUAGAGGUCGAACAUGAGGCUGCGGAAGGUCUACUCAGGCAGCAGCCAGAUGACAACGAUGAUUGUAGCAGUCACGAUAGAUGAGAUCACCCGAAUACGAACAAGCCUGUGGUAAACGCC
Molecule: messenger RNA, 2200 nt
Organism: Pseudocercospora fijiensis CIRAD86
Lineage: Eukaryota; Fungi; Ascomycota; Dothideomycetes; Mycosphaerellales; Mycosphaerellaceae
Exons: 3
Coding region: 419-2164 (581 amino acids)
Biological process (GO): amino acid transmembrane export from vacuole
Source: RefSeq, a predicted model, not a curated record